CACACACACACAUGUCAUGGAACCCAGUUACAGGGCUUUGGUAAUUCAGCCCUGUAACUGGGAGUCAUAACAUAAACAAUCCCAGGAGCACCUGGCAGAAGAAGAUAGAAUAUGCCUGGGAACUUGGGGCCGAAAGUAUAAACAAUUAUAAUUGGUCUAGUGUGUGAAAAUGGUAGUAAUGUGAUAUUGGGGGUGGGACUUGAUGAUGAUAUUUACGUGUGGUGUUACGUAGCAUCAAAAGUUAUAAAAAUAGUUGUAUGUAAACAUUGGGUCAUUCCUGACUUUUCCAAAGUCAUGUGUUCUUCAAUAAAGAUUGGAUUUGAGAGCAGCCAUCUCUGAUCUGCGUUCAGACUGAUCCUUUGAAGUGAGCAGGACAAUUAAGUCAGGAAUCCAGUUCUCACCCUCCUGCAAAUUUGCAGUGAAGUGAUAAUGAGCAGGGAAGGAGAUCAAAGCCAUGACGGAGCAAAGGGGCCUCCGCUGGGAGCUCUGCCGUUGGCAGAAGAGACAUUGCAAGCCAUAGCUUCCUCUACGGGGUACCCCAAGCCGCACGGCGUGACCCAGAGGAUUCCCAGAGGGGGAAGAGGCGUUCCGGCGGCGGCAGAAACCAGUUGGGGAUCUGGAGGAAGCAUGCCGGAGACCGUGGCCCAGCGGUUAUCCAUCCUGGAAACUCAUUUAUCCAGGCUGUCGGAUACCGUGGGGAGAAUAGUACCAAUAUUGGAAGAGAAUCUCCAAAAAGAGCACAUCCGAUAUGGCGCCGAGAGAGAGCCAAGCAAAGGAGGCGAUUGGAGCCAGAGGGGACAGCGAGCUUCAACGCAGAGUCCCGCGGCGGCAAGAGACGAGGGAGACGAGGAAUAUUGGCAAGAGCUGGAGUUCCGGGACAGAAUGGCGCGCGAAGUGGAGCGCCAGCAAGCUCUGGGAACUCUGAGGCCGCCAACCCCAACAGAGCUCCCAACCCCCCGAAUGGGCGUCGGAGUAGAAAGACCACUGGGGCCAGGGAUCGGGUCCAGUGGAUUAGCUGACGAAGGCGGAGAGGAGCAGGAGAUCCAGGAAGAGGAGGAGGAUGUGCCGUACGACGGGGAAAGGCGAGAUGCGGGGGCUACAGCGAGGCCAGUAUGCGGAUGGGGGGAAGGGCCGACAGCGGCGGCAGGAUUUCGGGAGCCGCGCAGAAUGACCACCGGAGUGGGGCGCGGCGUGAUCCAAGGAAACCCGAUGCAACCCUUCCCCAUGCCUCCCAGACAGCAUCAACGGGCCGCUGAAUGGAUGCCAAGAAGGGAAGAUCUCAAGCUAGAAUACGGAGGGGAAUCAGCCGAACUGAACUUUUUUCUAAUUAGCAUCAGGGGAUACAUGGAAGACAAUGCACACACAUUCCCCUCCGAAGCAAGCAGGGUUCGGGCCAUCGGCAACACACUAAAGAGAGGAGCGGCCAGCUGGUAUGUGCAACUACAUGCCAGACAGGACCCAUGCCUGAGGUCAGUGCCCCGCUUCCUCGCCGCACUGGAAAACCGGUUCAGAGACCGGCUAGAGCAAUUGAGAGCUCGAGACCAGCUUAGAGGAAUAAAGCAGAGGGACAAAACGGUGCCCGAGUACGCAGAAGAAUUCCUCCACCUCGCGGAAAGGGUACCAGAGUGGUCUGAAGUGACCAAAGUGGAAUUAUUUAAAGAGGGACUACGCCCCGAGAUUUUCAGCUGGGCAGCGCACAGAGAUGACCCCGAAACGCUCCAGGGAUGGAUUCAACUAGCGGGGCGCGUUGAAUCCACCCUGGCCCAAGUAAAGCGCUUCAGGAGCAGCGGCGGCCAGCAAAGACCGGUGGCGAGAGGUCGAGGAGAAACGAGGAAGCAGGAAAGACCCGGAGGGAGGCCGGGGAUUCCCUCCAGAGGAGACGACAACAAACCUAAACCGGGAUGCUUUGUAUGUGGGAAGACGGGCCAUCGAGCAGCAGAAUGCUGGGCACGGAAGGGGGAGCCGCCAAAACCCUCAAAGCCCAAGCCAGCAACCGGGAGGCGUGCGGAGGAGGAGGUGCAAGCCCCAGAAUCUCCAGAAAAAUUGGCUUGUGAUGAAAGAAGAACCGAAGAGGAGGACGAAGAAAAGGAGGGCACCAUGUCAUGGAACCCAGUUACAGGGCUUUGGUAAUUCAGCCCUGUAACUGGGAGUCAUAACAUAAACAAUCCCAGGAGCACCUGGCAGAAGAAGAUAGAAUAUGCCUGGGAACUUGGGGCCGAAAGUAUAAACAAUUAUAAUUGGUCUAGUGUGUGAAAAUGGUAGUAAUGUGAUAUUGGGGGUGGGACUUGAUGAUGAUAUUUACGUGUGGUGUUACGUAGCAUCAAAAGUUAUAAAAAUAGUUGUAUGUAAACAUUGGGUCAUUCCUGACUUUUCCAAAGUCAUGUGUUCUUCAAUAAAGAUUGGAUUUGAGAGCAGCCA
This is a messenger RNA of Anolis carolinensis (green anole), 2418 nucleotides long. RefSeq lists its product as uncharacterized. The coding region runs from base 430 to 2130 and encodes 566 amino acids. The transcript has 2 exons. NCBI's taxonomy places the organism in Eukaryota, Metazoa, Chordata, Lepidosauria, Squamata, Anolidae. The record is from RefSeq and is a predicted model, not a curated record. Gene Ontology annotation, molecular function: nucleic acid binding; zinc ion binding.